CAAUUUAUUCAAUAUCAUGUAAUCUGUUGAUAAACCAAAAAAUCUACUUUCGUAUCAUGAAUUUUUUUCCAUAGAUCGCAAAACUGGCCCGAAAUGGAAGUUUCUCCGUGGAAUAAAAUUCUGUCGCGACAUUUAAACAAAAAUUACAAAAAAUCCUCGUACAGAUUCAAUCAAUCGAGAUUCCAAAAGAAUUCACCUCAAACAUGAGAACUUUAGAUAGAAAAGAAAAAGUCCUCUUAGUUGCUAGUAUAUAAACCGGAAAUAUCAGCCAUGUGAUCUCAACCACAUUUGCUAGUCUGUUCAAUAGACUUUGUAUGCAGAAUGACUGACUCAAAAACAACAGGCAAGGAAAUAAAGAAAGAGAACUUACCAUCAUUUACAGAACUAUGCUCAAGCUCAAAGAUACAAACACCGCAUCAAAUAAGUAGAGCUAGUGACCCGUUAUCUUCUGGAUCAGGUACCAACAAAGAUGCAAUCAAAACAUUACUUUUAGCAUUUAGCCAGGAAAUAGGGACAUCCAUUCCAGAGCCCAAUAAUAGAAAUUAUAUCUUGUCCAAAUCGGAAUCACCUCAUGAAACUACUUCAACUAGAGAAUCAACGUCAAAUGAGUCCUUGAGUAAUUGUUUCCAACCAAAGAAUUUAGCUUUAUCUGAAAGUUUGAUAGAAGUAUUGCACUCAAUUGAGAGAUCCAAUCAUGCCCAUAGAGAGUUGUUCCCGUUUAUUAAUAGGAUUUAUCUAGAUCUAAUGGAGUAUGUGAACAGGACGAAAGUGCAGCAAGAACCUCAAGAGCUUUUCAACCUUUUAUUUCAGUAUGAAAGUCUAAAUGGUGAUCCUAUAGCUUCUAAAAUAUCUCGUGCUGAUUUGAAUGCUUUCUUACAAACAAUUCCAAUACAGGCGUUGGAAGAUUGUAUUCAAAACGCUGAGCUAGUUAAGAAGGGUCUUUGUGAUUGGUUGCAAUUUAGAUUGAAUGAAAAGGAGAAGGAACUACAACGAUUAUUACCAACACCAGUAUAUAGACAUUCAAGCACCCCAUUUCAAUCAACAGUGCAUAACUCAGGUCACAAACCUUCAAGUGACUAUAAUGCCAGUACAACCAACUCAGUUUCUGAGUCUGCAUCAAGUUCUAAUAGAUCAUCUACAUCGCCAGAAAGAAGGAAAGUUGAUCUCAUUGAUGAAAUCAAUGCUGAGAAGAAGAAGGAGAAGCUUGCUUCUUUGGGGAUUGACGUUGAAAAAAUCCCAACUAGUACAGUGGUGGGACAAUGUUGUCUUCAAUGUGACUCUGAUGAUACUCCAGAAUGGAGAAGGGGUCCUUAUGGUCCAAGAUCUUUGUGUAAUGCUUGUGGGUUAUUCUAUGGAAAGCUGGUUAAAAGAUUUGGUAAAGACCAAGCAGCCCAAGUUAUGGAGAGAAGAAAAUCACAGGGCAAUGGGAAAGAUAGAAGGAUUCCUAUAGAGUAAAAUAAACAAAUGAACUUU
Hansenula anomala is the source of this 1473-nucleotide messenger RNA. Its product is annotated as GATA-type transcription factor. Bases 322 to 1455 code for a protein of 377 amino acids. The record is from RefSeq and is a predicted model, not a curated record. Gene Ontology annotation, biological process: regulation of DNA-templated transcription. Gene Ontology annotation, molecular function: zinc ion binding; sequence-specific DNA binding. Lineage: Eukaryota; Fungi; Ascomycota; Saccharomycetes; Phaffomycetales; Wickerhamomycetaceae. The transcript has 2 exons.